This is a messenger RNA of Coccidioides posadasii C735 delta SOWgp, 1946 nucleotides long. It is a transcript of the gene MKK1, whose product is annotated as Protein kinase C signaling pathway involved MAPKK protein. NCBI's taxonomy places the organism in Eukaryota, Fungi, Ascomycota, Eurotiomycetes, Onygenales, Onygenaceae. Gene Ontology annotation, biological process: protein phosphorylation. Gene Ontology annotation, molecular function: ATP binding; protein kinase activity. The record is from RefSeq and is a predicted model, not a curated record.
AUGACUUCCCCCGCUCCUCUCCUAAAGAUCCCCACGCCGGGUAACCGUAAACCACCGAAGCUCACAGUUGGAAUCCCCCCUUCGCCCAACGCUCGACCCGUCAACCAGGUUGGCACUACCUCGCAGAGUGACCCACAAGCACAGCAUCUCCCUUCGCGCCAACUGCCACCGGAGUUGAGGAUCGCAACCCCGAUGGGCAGCAGGGGAAUGAUACAACAGGAAGACACCUCAUAUCACAAUGGUCGGCCGAUACCACAGCCAUACAGUAAUUCAUCGAACGACCUCUCAGCCCACUCGAGAUCGGGCAGCUUCACAAUGCAUGAUGGCAAGAACAGUGGCCCUGCAUCCGCUACGUCCUCGUCAUUUUCAACCCUCUCUUUUGCCAUGGGCAUGAGGGAUCCUCUCGGGGGCGCCGGGGAUCCAUCGUCCGCUAUCAGCUCAGUGUACUCCGACCGUGGUGGCGGGCUACCUAUGGAAAGAGAAAAUAGUAUGAAUGGCGUUCUACCCGACCUGGAUAAGUUGAGCCAAGAGUUGGGUAGGCCCUUGGACGUCGAGGACCUCGAUGAUGAGAAAUGGGCCGCUGCAAGCGAACAAAGGAAAAUCAUUGAGCUUGACAGUCUUGGUGAAGGCGCUGGUGGAGCGGUUACUCGAUGCAUACUGAAAGGUGGAAAGACUGUUUUUGCUUUGAAGGUCAUUACGACCGACCCUAAUCCUGACGUGAAGAAGCAAAUAUUCCGAGAACUGAAUUUCAAUAAAGACUGCGCUUCAGAGCAUAUCUGUCGGUACUACGGUGCGUUUAUGGAUAGAUCGUCAAGUACGAUUUCAAUAGCGAUGGAAUUCUGUGAAGGCGGCAGCCUCGAUAGCGUUUACAAGGAAGUCAAGAAACUUGGUGGCCGAACAGGGGAGAAAGUGCUUGGAAAAGUCGCGGAAGGUGUACUAAACGGUUUAACCUAUUUGCAUGGGCGCAAAAUUAUCCACAGAGAUAUCAAACCCUCGAAUAUCCUGCUUUGUCGAACGGGUCAAGUCAAGCUCUGUGAUUUCGGCGUCAGCGGCGAAUUCGGAACCAAAGGCGACGCAAAUACUUUCAUUGGCACAUCCUAUUACAUGGCUCCUGAGCGGAUCACCGGUCAAUCAUAUACUAUAACUUCUGAUGUUUGGUCUCUUGGAGUGACUCUUCUCGAGGUUGCCCAGCAUCGGUUUCCUUUCCCGGCAGACGGAACUGUGAUGCAGCCAAGAGCAGGCCUGAUCGACCUCUUGACAUAUAUUGUCAGGCAGCCCAUUCCCAAGCUGAAAGAUGAGCCAGAGAAUGGGAUAUAUUGGAGUGAUAAUUUUAAAUACUUCAUUGAGUGCUGCUUGGAGAAAGAACCCCCUCGGAGAGCAACGCCGUGGCGGAUGUUGGAGCAUCCGUGGAUGCUUGAAAUGAAAAAUAAGAAGGUUAAUAUGGCGCAUUUCCUGAAGCAGGUUUGGGAUUGGAAAGAGUAGAUCUUUUUUUUUUCUUUUUUUUUUUUUUUAAAAAAAAAAAAAAAAAAAAGAACCGGCGAAGCCGUCAAGUCUGCUUUUCUUUGAACCCAUGGUCUCUCAUUCCCCUCCCCAGCCUCCAUAAGAACAUACAUCUGCAUGCCCUUUAUACCUUGUUCUCUUUUCACAUUUCCGCGUGAAUUUAUCACAUCGUGUGCCUGCUGAUGUCUGGACGUCGUUGGCCGUGCUUAUUACUAUGUUCACCUUUGUAACGCAUGUUUUAUUUCUUCCCAGCUUGCUCCUUUUUUCAAGUGGCAUCUUUCUACUUCAUCUUGUUUUUAUCUCUCUCCCUUUUCUGUUCCCGCUUCGAUGAUUGCUUCUGCAAAAAUAUGGAGUUCUCUAGGAUAUGUUUCUUUUCAUUUUUCCUUUUGGUUUUAGCAGCUUGAGUACUCGAUAAUGUGGCGGAAUAAUGACUCUGUUUUAUCUGA